UACCCUUGCCCGACCCUGGGCACACACUCGCCAGAACCACAGGAGUGUGCCGGUGAUUGGCAGACCAGCCCUACGCUUCUCCAUGAGCUCAUGAACCUCGGGGCAGGUGCCCUGCGAUGGCGCGGCCUUUGAGCGACAGGACCCCGGCCCCCUUGUUACUGGGUGGCCCUGCCGGGGCUCCGCCUGGCGGGGGAACGCUGCUUGGACUGCGGAGCCUUCUGCAAGGAACCAGUAAGCCCAAAGAGCCUGCUAGCUGUCUCCUGAAAGAAAAGGAGCGCAAGGCGGCUCUGCCCGCAGUCCCCAUCCCUGGCUCGGGCCUGGAGACCGCGGGCCCAGCUGAUGCCCCGGCUGGGGCGUUGGGGGGCAGCGGGUCCCCGCGGGGGCGCCCAGGAACCGUGCCUGGCCCGGGUCUGUUGGGGCCACUGCUGUGGGAGCGCACGCUGCCCUUCGGCGACGUGGAGUACGUGGACCUGGACGCCUUCCUGCUGGAGCACGGGCUCCCGCCCAGCCCGCCGCCACCCGGAGGUCUAUCGCCCGUGCCCUCGCCGGCGCGCACUCCAGCGCCCUCCCCAGGGCCUGGCUCCUGUGGCUCAGCUUCUCCCCGCUCCUCGCCGGGACACGCCCCCGCUCGAGCUACCUUGGGGGCCGCCGGCGGCCACCGCGCAGGUCUGACCUCUCGUGAUACACCCAGUCCUGUGGACCCAGACACGGUGGAGGUGCUGAUGACCUUUGAACCCGAUCCAGCCGAUCUGGCCCUAUCAAGCAUUCCAGGCCAUGAGACUUUUGAUCCUCGGAGACAUCGUUUCUCAGAGGAGGAGCUAAAGCCUCAGCCAAUCAUGAAGAAGGCCAGGAAAGUCCAGGUGCCCGAGGAGCAGAAGGAUGAGAAGUACUGGAGCCGGCGAUACAAGAACAAUGAAGCAGCCAAGCGGUCUCGCGAUGCUCGGCGGCUCAAGGAAAACCAGAUAUCAGUGCGGGCGGCCUUCCUGGAGAAGGAGAACGCCCUGCUUCGGCAGGAGGUGGUGGCUGUGCGGCAGGAGCUUUCCCACUACCGUGCGGUCCUGUCGCGAUACCAGGCUCAGCAUGGGGCGCUGUGAGACCACCUCAGUCCGCCCGGGGCGGAGCCCUCUUCCUUGCUCAGACUUGCACCCCAUACCUUCACCCCUCCUUGCCCGAUGGCCCACGGUCUGGCCAGCUGGGUGCCCCAGGGACGUAAUGAUGCAAAUACAUAUAUAUUUUUAAGAAAAAGCGAGCCUCCCCCCUCCCUCGCGGGGGCGGAUCCUGUGUGCUCUGAGCACGUCGGGGACCCUACUCUCCCAAUCGCCUCCGUUAACACGAUCCUGAAUAAAUCUUGAGAACCCCGAGCCAGCUGU
Molecule: messenger RNA, 1370 nt
Organism: Jaculus jaculus (lesser Egyptian jerboa)
Lineage: Eukaryota; Metazoa; Chordata; Mammalia; Rodentia; Dipodidae
Gene: Dbp
Product: D-box binding PAR bZIP transcription factor
Exons: 4
Coding region: 117-1094 (325 amino acids)
Biological process (GO): regulation of transcription by RNA polymerase II
Cellular component (GO): nucleus
Molecular function (GO): DNA-binding transcription factor activity, RNA polymerase II-specific; RNA polymerase II cis-regulatory region sequence-specific DNA binding
Source: RefSeq, a predicted model, not a curated record